AUGGCUCCGUGGCUCGAGAGGCAAAUCAAGGUCUACAUGUUGAUGGUAUUGUUAUGUGUAGGGGCUUGGACUUCGGCCGUGACGCCUGCGAAUUCCACAUUGGCCAAGUUCGAGCAGUGGAUGGCCCGCCACGGACGGAUUUACAAGGAUAAUCUCAAGAAGGCGAAGCGGUACGGGAUCUUCCUAGAGACCUUGCGCUUCAUCGAAGACUUCAACAGCAAAGCGGCUAAUCAUAGCUACAAAGUGGGUCUGAACCAAUUUUCGGAUUUGACCACGGAAGAGUUUGUCCCGAGAUACACCGGGUUUAGAGCGACGUCGAGGAGCUCGAAUUCAUCCGCGGCCACCACUUUCAAUGGCGUCGAGGGCACUUGCGGCGAGCGAGCCGCCUCCAUUGCUGUAGCGCGGUUAAAAGGGUAUGAGAACAUCCCCAUGAGUGAAGACCUGCUAUUGCAGGCUGUGGCGAGACAACCGGUCUCGAUCGCCAUCGAGGGUGCCAGCCCUGGAUUCAAGCAGUACAGCGGGGGCGUCUCCAAUGGCCCUUGUGGGGAGAACACUAACCACGCCGUCGCAAUCGUCGGAUAUGGGAAGACCCCCAAUGGUGUCGACUAUUGGCUGCUCAAGAACUCGUGGGGCGAGACUUGGGGUGAGAAAGGAUACAUGAGAAUUUUGCGGAACUCGGGCGUCCAAGGCGGUCUCUGUGGACUCGUUACGCAAGCUUCUCUGCCAAUUGCAUAUUAA
This is a messenger RNA of Eucalyptus grandis, 738 nucleotides long. RefSeq names its product actinidain-like. The record is from RefSeq and is a predicted model, not a curated record. Lineage: Eukaryota; Viridiplantae; Streptophyta; Magnoliopsida; Myrtales; Myrtaceae. Gene Ontology annotation, molecular function: cysteine-type endopeptidase activity. Bases 1 to 738 code for a protein of 245 amino acids. The transcript has 2 exons. Gene Ontology annotation, cellular component: lysosome.